Messenger RNA from Medioppia subpectinata, 1380 nucleotides. The record is from the annotation of a GenBank genome assembly. NCBI's taxonomy places the organism in Eukaryota, Metazoa, Arthropoda, Arachnida, Sarcoptiformes, Oppiidae.
AUUGAACGCCGUAAGCGUAAUCCUAAAUUCUGGUGGGCGUUGCUUAAGACUUUUGGCCUACAGUUUAUAAUCCCGGUCACUAUUUUUGGCACCGGGGAAUGUAUAGUGCGAAUUGGUCAACCCCUACUUCUGGGCUUUGUGCUUGACUAUUUUAGAGGAGCCAACCACAUGAGCUACCAACAUGCCUGUAUGGCUGCAGGUGGUAUUGUAGUUUGCUCAGCCCUGUACAUCACACUACACCACCCGUGCCUAAUGCGUAACCUACAGGUGGGCAUGAGAUUGCGUAACGCGUGCACUACUCUUAUGUAUCAAAAGUGUUUAAAACUGAGCCAAUUAUCGCUAGCAAAGACCACUGUCGGCCAAAUAAUCAAUAUUAUGUCCAACGAUGUUAACCGGUUUGAUGAGUUUGCAAUUUCAAUGACAUGCGUGAUUGUGGCGCCCAUACAAGCCGUACUAGUGAUUUAUAUAACAUGGACAUUUUGUUUGGGUAUUUCAACGGUGGUGGGACUGGGCUUGUUUGUGCUAUACAUACCAUUCCAGUUGAUCAUGGGUAAAUUAUUUUCGCGCUUCAGACAAAAAACUGCAAAAUUAACGGAUGCCCGAUUACGGCUAAUGAACGAGAUUAUUUCUGGUAUGAGGGUGAUCAAGAUGUACACAUGGGAGCAGUCAUUUUCGGACUUGGUGGCCAAAGCUAGGAAGUUGGAAGUGAAUGAUAUACGCAAAGUGUGUUACUUAAAAGCGAUCAAUCUGUCACUAUUCCUGAUUGCCACCAAGAUCAUAUUGUUUUUCUGUUUCCUGACGUACGUACUAUUAGGUCACGUUCUCAGCUCCAAGAGUGUGUUUGUCACAAUGGCCCUGUUCAAUAUGCUCCGAAUUACAUUAACAUGGAUAUUUCCCCAGGGUAUAGCCCAGGGGGCUGAGCUCCUGGAUUUUCUUGAGCUUGAUGAAAAAAAGCCGAUGCCUACAGACUUUGUCAACAUAAUUGGUCCUGUUGGAUCAGGCAAAAGCUCAUUGUUAAUGGCACUGCUCAGGGAACUUGAGCUAUUGAGUGGGUCUAUUCAUAUGAACGGCACCGUUAGUUACUCAGCACAAGAGCCCUGGAGUUUCAACAAUAGUGUCCGAAAUAACAUAUUGUUUGGCCGAGAAUACGACGAAAGCAGAUAUAAAGAUGUGGUACGAGUGGCAGCACUCGAGCGGGACUUAAAGAUAUUCCCGUUCGGCGAUCGGACACUAGUGGGCGAAAAGGGUGUUUCACUCAGUGGUGGUCAAAAGGCCAGAAUAACGUUAGCAAGAUCUUUGUACAGAAACGCCGACAUAUGCCUUAUGGACGACCCGUUAUCGGCUGUGGACGCGGCCGUUGCCGAACAUAUAUUUGAACAG